UUGGUGAGUGUGCACGAGCCUACUGCUUCCGGUAUCCGCGAGGAGCUCGCCGGCUGCUAACUAACAAUAACAUCCGGUACCGGGCGCCGCUAUGCUCAUCACCGUGUACUGUGUGCGCAGCGACCUGUCCGAGGUCACCUUCUCCCUGGAGGUGGAUGACGACUUCGAGCUGGAGAACUUCCGGGCGCUGUGUGAGCUGGAGAGCGGGAUCCCGGCCUCCGAGACCCUGAUAGUCUACGCCGAGAGACCCCUGACCGACAACCACAGAUCUCUGGCCUCGUACGGGUUGAAAGAUGGAGAUGUUGUUGUUUUACGGCAGAAAGAACCCAGCGAGCCAAGACCUGCAGCGCCGUUUCCAGGUCUGCCGAGGAUAGAUUUCAGCAGCAUUGCGGUCCCCGGGACCUCCCAGCAGCCGGCUCCCCCGCAGCCUGUCGCUGCUCCCCCUGACUCCACGUCCUUCCCUCAGGGUCUGGAUAACCCCGUAUUACUGCGGGAAAUGCUGCUGGCGAAUCCUCACGAGCUGUCCCUGCUGAAGGAACGUAAUCCCCCACUGGCUGAGGCCCUGCUGAGUGGGGACAUAGAAAAGUUCACCAAGGUUCUGUUGGAGCAGCAGCAGGAGAGAGCUCGCCGGGAGCAGGAACGCAUACGUCUCUUUUCAGCUGACCCCUUUGAUUUGGAUGCUCAGGCAAAAAUCGAGGAAGAUAUAAGGCAGCAAAAUAUAGAGGAGAACAUGACAAUUGCCAUGGAAGAGGCUCCAGAAAGCUUUGGCCAGGUGGUGAUGCUCUACAUCAAUUGUAAAGUGAAUGGCUACCCCGUGAAAGCCUUUGUUGAUUCAGGUGCUCAGAUGACCAUUAUGAGCCAGGCAUGUGCAGAAAGAUGCCACAUCAUGCGGCUAGUGGAUAGGAGGUGGGCCGGCAUUGCCAAAGGUGUCGGGACGCAGAAGAUCAUCGGCAGGGUGCAUUUGGCUCAGGUACAAAUUGAAGGUGACUUCCUGCCAUGCUCAUUCUCCAUCCUGGAGGAGCAGCCGAUGGACAUGCUGCUUGGGCUGGACAUGCUGAAGAGACAUCAGUGUUCCAUUGACCUGGAGAAGAAUGUUUUGGUGAUUGGCACCACGGGUACCCGCACCAGCUUCCUGCCGGAGGGUGAGCUUCCCGAGUGUGCGAGGCUGGCGUACGGCCCCGGCAGAGAUGAUAUGCGCCCAGAGGAGAUUGCAGACCGCGAAUUGGCAGAAGUGCUGCAGAAAUCGGCAGAUGAAGCAGACCAACAGAAGCCUUGAUGCAUGUGUGUGUAUUCUGCAGCCGGAGGGGCCACACCACAGAUAAGGAAACUACCUCACUGAAAGAUCCAUUGCUGGUGGCACCAACCGAUGGACAUCUCCUCCCUGCCCAUCCUUCGGACAUAGCUUCUGAAGCCCCUGCCGUCUGCUCGCACCCGUCCGCUGUGACUCAGAGCACAGAGCCACU
Molecule: messenger RNA, 1463 nt
Organism: Spea bombifrons (plains spadefoot toad)
Lineage: Eukaryota; Metazoa; Chordata; Amphibia; Anura; Pelobatidae
Gene: DDI2
Product: DNA damage inducible 1 homolog 2
Exons: 10
Coding region: 92-1276 (394 amino acids)
Biological process (GO): proteolysis
Molecular function (GO): protein binding; aspartic-type endopeptidase activity
Source: RefSeq, a predicted model, not a curated record